CUGGUGUGGGUCAUUUGAAGGUUAGCAGCCUGGGAAGGGUUCAUGGAAAGUUCACUCGCAUAUAUUAGGCAAUUCAAUCUUUCAUUUUGUGUGACACAAGUAGUAGGAAGUGAGCUGUUCAAAAGCAGAAGGAUCUAUUUGCUACAGAAGGGGGGACCGUACUGCUAGCUGACAUAAAUUUAGUUAUUUUUUCCGACUUUCGGCUCAGUUGCUCACUGAUACAAGCAGCAGCUGAAUAGCUGCUACAGAAGGCUACAAGCACCUCCAGGAAUUUAGAUGCAUUUUGCCUGGAGCUGACAGCUUGGAUUUCUUCAUUGCCUCCCCCCCCCUGCGCUCCGCUGGAAUGGUUGGGAAGCUUGGAAAAUAGUAAAUGAUCAUUUGGAUCAAUUACAGGCUUUUAGCUGUGUUGUCUGUCAUAAUUCAUGAUUCUGAUCUGGGAAAAAGACCAACAGCCUAAGUGCCAAAAAAAGGGGGCAGAGUUUGAUGGAGUUGGGUGUACUUUUUCGAUAGCGAUUUGCCGUGCACCUAAAGGAUAAGCACUUUAGCUAAUAUUGUGUAUAGGGGGGGGAAUCAUGUUUGACUGUAUGGAUGUUCUGGCAGUGAGUCCUGGGCAAAUGCUGGAUUUCUACACUGCGAGCCCGUCUUCCUGCAUGCUCCAGGAGAAAGCUCUCAAAGCAUGCUUCAGUGGAUUGGCACAGACAGAAUGGCAACACCGGCACAGUGCUCAAUCCAUCGAAACCCAGAGCACAAGUUCAGAAGACCUGGUACCAAGUCCGCCAUCACCACCUCCACCACCUCGAGUUUACAAGCCCUGUUUUGUGUGUCAGGAUAAGUCAUCAGGGUAUCAUUAUGGAGUCAGUGCAUGUGAGGGAUGCAAGGGUUUCUUCCGGCGGAGUAUUCAGAAAAACAUGGUAUACACUUGUCACAGAGAAAAGAACUGCGUUAUCAAUAAAGUUACAAGGAAUCGCUGCCAGUACUGCCGGCUGCAGAGGUGCUUUCAAGUGGGCAUGUCCAAAGAAUCAGUCAGAAAUGACAGAAACAAGAAGAAGAAGGAACCUUCAAAGAUAGAGUUCAUAGAGAACUACGAGAUGACAGCAGAGCUGGAUGACCUGGCAGAGAAAAUCAGAAAAGCUCAUCAAGAGACCUUUCCCUCGCUAUGUCAACUGGGAAAAUACACUACGAACUCCAGCGCAGAUCAACGUGUACGGCUAGACCUUGGACUAUGGGACAAAUUUAGCGAACUAGCGACAAAGUGCAUUAUUAAAAUAGUGGAAUUUGCAAAACGCUUACCCGGAUUCACUAGCCUGACCAUAGCAGAUCAGAUCACACUACUUAAAGCCGCUUGUCUGGAUAUUUUGAUUCUCCGAAUUUGCACAAGAUUCACACCAGAGCAGGAUACUAUGACCUUCUCAGAUGGCCUUACCCUCAACCGAACUCAGAUGCACAAUGCUGGAUUUGGUCCACUCACUGACCUCGUGUUCACGUUUGCCAAUCAGCUCCUGCCCUUGGAAAUGGAUGACACAGAAACUGGCCUGCUCAGUGCCAUCUGCUUAAUUUGUGAAGAUCGACAGGAUCUGGAAGAACCGGCAAAAGUGGACAAACUGCAAGAGCCGCUGCUAGAAGCUCUGAAAAUUUAUAUCAGAAAGAGGAGGCCCAACAAGCCCCACAUGUUUCCAAAGAUUCUUAUGAAGAUCACAGAUCUCCGCAGCAUCAGUGCAAAAGGUGCAGAACGUGUUAUUACACUAAAGCUGGAAAUUCCUGGCUCGAUGCCGCCGCUCAUUCAGGAAAUGUUGGAGAACUCGGAGGGGCACGAGGCCUCGGCAGCCAGUCCGACAGAGGACACAAAAGAGCACAGUCACCGCAUCUCACCCAGCUCAGAGGAGGAGCGUGUUAGCAAAUGUGCACGGGUUCAAUAGGACAUUUCCCCUCUACUCCCGACAUUCCCACCAUGAGAAGCGCACAGGGAUGAAAAGCAAGGAGCGUCAUUUAUUCCCGCUGCUGACUUUGCAGACUUGAUGUCAUGUUAAACCCCUCCCCGCCCCACAAAAAGACCAAGUUUAUUCUCAUUUAUAUAAACCUAUAUACUGUUGCUGUUUACAUUCUUGACUUCUUUGGACUCUUAUUAGAAGAAAAGAAAAACUA
Messenger RNA from Xenopus laevis (African clawed frog), 2142 nucleotides. It is a transcript of the gene rarb.S, whose product is annotated as retinoic acid receptor beta S homeolog. Gene Ontology annotation, molecular function: DNA binding; zinc ion binding; DNA-binding transcription factor activity, RNA polymerase II-specific. Gene Ontology annotation, cellular component: nucleus; transcription regulator complex. The record is from RefSeq and is a predicted model, not a curated record. Bases 573 to 1916 code for a protein of 447 amino acids. Lineage: Eukaryota; Metazoa; Chordata; Amphibia; Anura; Pipidae. Gene Ontology annotation, biological process: retinoic acid receptor signaling pathway; cellular response to corticotropin-releasing hormone stimulus; DNA-templated transcription. The transcript is spliced from 8 exons.